CGUUAAGGUUAUGUAUCUAUCAUUUUGUUUAAGAAAAACAGGUCUAAAACACUAGUUAUGUUUUAUCAUAAAUAAUUAAUAUAUCUCUGAAAUAAAAAAAUAAUGUCGGUAACAUUUCACUGCCUAAAACAUAAACCGGCUUAUUAAUGUUGUUUCGAAGCUUAUUUAAGUCUCUUCUUUUUGGUGUACCAAUCGGUGUAACAUUCUUGGAUUCCGUGGGUUAUGUCGCGAGAGUCGAAGGGAUUUCUAUGCAGCCUGUACUCAACCCAGAGUCUCAAAAUAAGGAUUAUGUCUUCUUAUCUCGCUGGUCGGUCAGUGAUUACCAAGUGAACCGUGGUGACAUAAUAUCGUUGGUUUCUCCGAAAAAUCCCAAUCAAAUGAUAAUAAAGCGGGUCGUGGCGUUAGAAGGUGACGUCGUAAGCACACUUGGCUAUAAAAACAAAUAUGUAAGGGUACCCGAAGGCUACUGCUGGGUUGAAGGUGAUCAUACAGGCCAUACCCUUGAUAGCAACACAUUUGGUCCAGUCUCACUAGGCUUAAUAAGUGCUAAGGCUUUAUAUAUAGUGUGGCCACCUGAUAGAUGGCAGAGCUUGGAAGCAAAGUUGCCAGAGAACAGAAAACCAAUAAGUUUAGCAGUAUGAUCCUUCCGGAUUAAAUUUACAAUGAUAACUUAAAAUAUUACUUUUAAAAGAACAGUGUAGCUAUAUAAAAUAAUUAUCAUUUUAAAGCCAAGAUCUUGAUAUUUAUUUAUAUAUCUUACUUU
Molecule: messenger RNA, 763 nt
Organism: Vanessa atalanta (red admiral)
Lineage: Eukaryota; Metazoa; Arthropoda; Insecta; Lepidoptera; Nymphalidae
Product: mitochondrial inner membrane protease subunit 2
Exons: 1
Coding region: 147-641 (164 amino acids)
Biological process (GO): mitochondrial respiratory chain complex assembly
Cellular component (GO): membrane; mitochondrial inner membrane peptidase complex
Molecular function (GO): serine-type endopeptidase activity
Source: RefSeq, a predicted model, not a curated record